AUGGGAUAUAAGAUAUAUUCUAACUCUGACUUAGUUCAAACAGUAACAUGGGCAAACUAUGAAUGGUUCGCUUUAAGAAACUCAGUACAACCACAAGCUAGAGAACAAACAGACCAGUAUGCAACUAUUGAGAAAAUAAGAAGACUUGACCCUAACGUUCCAGGAGUUUAUGUUAACCUUUCUGGUUCAGAUGGAACUGCUGCCACUAAAGUAAAACUGAAACUUAGAGUUCCUUUGUCAUCUUUCCUCAUCUUCAGGUUUUUAAGAUACUUGCCAAACUGGGCAGGAAAAAUUUCUAUCGAACUUACUCCAAGCAAAAAUAACUUAGUCAUUGCACCAACACAAGACCCAUUCACUCUUACAGACGUAAAGGGAACAAAUAAAACGUCAUUCGCCGAAUUUUGCAAAGACAAAGUUGACUUAGACUUUGGUUUCUCAAACCUCAACACUGAAGUAAACUAUUAUUUCAAUGCUGCUGGAGAUGCUUGGGACCCAGUUAAGUUCACAUGCGAAAAAUUUGAAUGCAAGAGAAUAGAAAGCAGACUUGCAGUCUAUAUGUUGGACCCAGAUAUUUCAAAUGCUUUAGCUGCCAAAUAUAUUGCAGUUCCACUUAUGUUCCCUAUACACCAAAUAUCUGUCAAAGACUUUGCAGGUGAAGUUGGAAACCAAAGUGCUGACCCAGGUGCAAGAACAGAUAUUGCCUUAACAACUGCAAUGAAACAUGCAGAUACUAU
Trichomonas vaginalis G3 is the source of this 734-nucleotide messenger RNA. Its product is annotated as protein of unknown function, DUF4106 family. The transcript has a single exon. NCBI's taxonomy places the organism in Eukaryota, Parabasalia, Trichomonadida, Trichomonadidae. The record is from RefSeq and is a predicted model, not a curated record. The annotation marks the transcript as partial.